GCCCGCUUCUUUUCAUACGCCUGCUGACUUGGGCGUGGACUCAACCACAUAUGAAAGAAACUUCUCGCUGUAUACCGGACUUGCCACUCGCUGGGGGGCUGUCCUUGUAUUAUUACGUGCUGCAGUCAAGAGCACCGAUGAGAACACAGAGUUCCAUAUCAACGGGAGGUUGAUACAGACGUCCAUCCGCGAGCUGCGGUCUUGUGGUUGCUUACCUCUAGUAGCUCUUCAGGAUCUGCUCGAACGCUUCGAGGGAGUCAUGAUCUUCAUCUCAGACUCUCUUUCUGCAGUGAACUAUGCGCUCCGGCCGUACAUCAAACUGAUCGAGCUCCGCCCUCCCUCGGCGGAAACCAUCAAGACCAUGCUCUGUGACCACCUGAAUUAGCUUGACCCUGAUAUGGUCAAGUCCAGGGACGAUAUAUUGGCUUGGAUAGCAACCGCUGCGGAUAACUUGAUGCUGACGGGCCAGGAAGCCCGUGCGAUCCUCGUCGCGCUUUACCAAGCAAGGGUGGAUGGGAGGAACAUGGCCCUGGAAGACAUCAUCCGGACAUACACCUCAAAGACAAGGCGACCGAACGAGGGGGACUUGUUUCCGAUAUAUCACCGUAUGGUGAGAAUGAAUCAGGAGAAGGAGCGAUGCCACCUGGGCUCGCCGAACCGCUGCUCAAUGCCUUUGGCUCUGCUUCUACAAUUCCCGACGAUGGGCGUCUCUAUCUCACCUUUUCGGAGUUCUUUUUUCCACUCCGGCUCCGCACACAACGCCCUGGAACAUUAUCCUCUUAAACGAAGCCACAAUAAGGUUUCUGAACGUCGCGGACUUUCAAAUAAUCGAUUGGGGCUAGCCCAAAGCCUGUGGGCUCCGAUGGGGGGCUGCGUCCAUCGGCGACAAGCACAGCUGCCGCCGCACACUCCUUACCCGGCCUUUGAGACACCGCGACAGAGAUGGGAAGACGGGGGAUUCACGGUUGGACUACGUCAUCUCAUCGAAGCCGAUAUACAUGGUGCAUCCAGAUGCGGCAAGCCCUGGAAAAAGACUGGUGUAUGGUUGCUCGCUUUCCUCUCCGAACCCCGGAGUUUGCCAGUGUAACUCUCAAAAACCGACGGGAAACGCAGGCUCUUUCAGGGACUUGUAGCACUUUCCACUGUCGACUUACGCCGAAUACGGUCUACGGCGGUGCAAAUGUACGAUAAUUGCAACGAGACCAACAGGCUCGUCGUGCCAUUAUUCUUGCCGUGGAUUGGAAUGCGUCCCGCACAUUGUGCUCCUGACUCGCGCUUCAUGUUCCAUGCAACGACGCUGCUGCGCUACAUCACUGCACAUGUCUUUGUGAAAGCCAUGGAACCGUAUCGUAUCCGU
Molecule: messenger RNA, 1357 nt
Organism: Parathielavia appendiculata
Lineage: Eukaryota; Fungi; Ascomycota; Sordariomycetes; Sordariales; Chaetomiaceae
Exons: 2
Coding region: 398-1087 (229 amino acids)
Source: RefSeq, a predicted model, not a curated record